GCAUGUUAGGUUGCGCGGUGAAGGGGUGGGAGUUGAUGUGAUUGUAGGCGAGGAAAAAGAUGGCGGCGGCGGCAUUAGUGGAGUUCCAACGCGCUCAGUCCUUAGUCAGCACCGAUCGGAACGCUUCUAUAGACAUUCUGCAUAGCAUCGUGAAACGUGAUAUCCAGCAAGAUGAUGAAGAGGCUGUACGUGUUAAAGAGCAAAGCAUUCUGGAGCUUGGUGGGCUUCUUGCCAAGACAGGACAGGCAGCAGAACUGGGGGGACUGCUGAAAUAUGUCAGACCAUUCCUGAAUUCCAUCAGUAAAGCGAAGGCUGCUCGGUUGGUUCGGUCGCUGCUUGACAUGUUUCUGGAUAUGGAGGCAGCAACUGGUCAGGAGGUUGAAUUGUGUUUAGAAUGUAUUGAAUGGGCGAAAUCUGAGAAAAGGACGUUUCUACGCCAGGCUUUGGAGGCUCGCUUGGUUUCCCUGUACUUUGACACUAAGAGGUACCAGGAGGCAUUGCAAUUAGGAUCACAAUUGCUUCGUGAACUGAAAAAGAUGGAUGACAAGGCACUUUUGGUGGAAGUUCAGCUCUUGGAGAGCAAGACAUAUCAUGCAUUGAGUAACUUGCCAAAGGCACGAGCUGCCCUGACCUCAGCACGAACAACUGCUAAUGCCAUCUAUUGUCCACCAAAACUACAAGCUGCCCUUGAUAUGCAGUCAGGUAUUAUCCAUGCUGCUGAAGAGAAAGAUUGGAAGACUGCAUACUCUUACUUUUAUGAGGCAUUUGAAGGCUAUGACUCUAUUGAUAGCCCUAAAGCUAAUACUGCAUUGAAGUAUAUGCUGCUCUGCAAAAUUAUGUUAAAUACGCCAGAGGAUGUUCAGACAUUAGUGAGUGGGAAGCUUGCUCUCCGAUAUGCUGGACGACAGACCGAUUCACUAAAAUGUGUGGCUCGGGCAAGCAAGAAUCGGUCAUUGGCUGACUUUGAAAAGGCUUUAACAGAUUUCCAAGCAGAACUGCGGGAUGACCCAAUCAUAACCACACAUCUGGCAAAGCUAUAUGACAACCUUCUGGAGCAGAAUCUUAUCCGAGUGAUUGAACCUUUUUCCAGAGUUCAGAUAGAGCACAUAGCAAGCAUUAUAAAACUAUCCAAGGGUGAUGUGGAAAGAAAACUUUCCCAAAUGAUCUUGGACAAGAAAUUUCAUGGUAUUCUAGACCAAGGAGAGGGAGUCCUCAUUGUGUUUGACGAGCCUCCAGUAGACAAAACAUAUGAAACAGCGCUUGAAACAAUCCAGAAUAUGGGUAAAGUAGUGGACUCUCUCUACAACAAGGCAAAAAAACUGACAUAGAGAACGACUUUGAUCCAGAGAGUUGGAGUGUGUGACAGAAGAGAAUGGAGCUUGGAGAAAUGUUAGGAUUUUUUUCAGUAUGUCCUACUUUCAGUCCGAAAGUUUUUAAAUCCUCGUCAAAUGCAUUCUGUUCAGAACAAGUUUGUUCCAGUUUGAUGUAGCCUUUACCCAGGUUAUCAGGGGUGGUGUGACAUUUAAAAAAAAAAAAUCCUUUUGUCAAAUAUUGUCCUGCUCUUCAUUCUUUUGAGAGUUUAACCAAACUCUUGCUUUAUGUGCAGAGUUUUUUGGUUGACCGUUGACCCAUGCUGUCUCUGUGGACCCGGCUGACAUCACACUGCUUUAGACCUGACUUGUUUUUCAACAGUUUCCUAAACAUGCCAUCACUGUUUUGAUUCUUGCCAUCAAUUUCAAAUGUACAAAAGGUUUUCGAUAACCAACAAUUAUCAGGUAUAUCUGAUGUUCAGAUGAGUUCAUAAAUAAAGAAGAAAACAUUUUUUUUCAA
Molecule: messenger RNA, 1830 nt
Organism: Hypanus sabinus (Atlantic stingray)
Lineage: Eukaryota; Metazoa; Chordata; Chondrichthyes; Myliobatiformes; Dasyatidae
Product: 26S proteasome non-ATPase regulatory subunit 11
Exons: 14
Coding region: 60-1328 (422 amino acids)
Biological process (GO): ubiquitin-dependent protein catabolic process
Cellular component (GO): proteasome regulatory particle, lid subcomplex
Molecular function (GO): protein binding; structural molecule activity
Source: RefSeq, a predicted model, not a curated record